This is a messenger RNA of Vitrella brassicaformis, 4694 nucleotides long. NCBI's taxonomy places the organism in Eukaryota, Vitrellaceae. The record is from the annotation of a GenBank genome assembly.
GAAAAAGCCGGAGCGUCCACGCUGGCAGUUGAUGGUGACCUUGCCAGCUAUUGACCCGAUCUGCCUUGGCUGUUGAUCUUGGUUGAUUGAAGGUUGACCACCCCAUGACCUCAUCUUCGUCGCACACCACCGGCCUCUCUGGACUGGGUAGGCUCUAUCCACCAGAUGGCGGUUGAUUCAUUCUCUCCCCUCCCUGUGUGUUGUGUGUCAUUCAUGUGCUUCUCUCCGUCUUGUGAUUGACUCUGUCUGUCUGUCUGUCUGUGUGUCAGGUGUGAUUGGCAACGGCACGUUUGGCGCCAUCAUCGACAAGAGGGGACGAUACGUGUGGGCAUGUCCUGGUCAGUCAGUCACACAAACAUGACAACCACACAUCAAUCCAUCUAUGUGUGUGGUUGGGUGUGAUUGUGUGUGUGGUCGUGUGUUCAGGUCAUUUCGGCAGCGACCCGAUCUUCUCGUCGCUGCUCAACAACGACUCUGAGGAAACAGGCUUCCAGGACAUUGUGCUCACGGGUACGUAUCAUUGGAUGCAUUGGAUGGGGGCGUCUGGGUGGGGGUGGUGUGAGAUACACUACACACGGCCAUCGGUCCUGACUGCCUGUCUGUCUGUCACCCCCCUCUCUCUCUCUCUCUCUGCGUGUGUGUGUGAUAGACUUUGUGUCGUCCCACCAGCGGUAUCUGCCGCACAGCGCAAUCCUCUGUACCGCACUCACCAGCGGAGGUACACACACACACAUACAGAGGGAUGGUACACCUGAAUUCGCACACGUGUGUGUGUGUGUCAGCCAAUGACGUGGUGGAGAUCCGCGACUUCGCGCCUCGGUUCCAGAUCUUUGACAGGAUACACUGCCCCUUCCAGGCAAGCAGGGCAACCACACACUUGAGGGAGGGAGGGAGGGAGGGAGAGAGGGAGGUGCGAUGGGUCCACCCACUUGACGUGUGUGUAGACGUUUCGCAUCUUGGAGCCGAUCCACGGCGACCCCCAGAUCACCAUCCGGAUCAGACCAACCUUCAACUACAACAGCACAGAUGGCUUCCAGGUACAUCAGACACACAGACAGACAGAUGGCCGUGUGUCUACAAAAAAAGUCUGUGUCUGUGUGUGUAUGUGUGUGUGUCGAUCGUGAUAGACGCGCGGCAGCCACCACAUUCGCUACUGCGGUCCGAGGGACACAUGGCGCGUCACGACCAACGCACCGGUCGGUCAUCCAGACAGGCCGUCUGUGCGUAUCUCAAAUGAAAUGGGUGUGUGUCGUCUCUCGUGUGUGUCUGUGUGUGUGUGUGUGCAGAUAGCGUCCAUUCUUGAGGAGACCCCCUUUCUGCUGCAGAACAGGCUCUUCAUCAUCAUGGGCACCGACGAAUCUCUGCAGGCACUGAACUGAACAGCCCACUUAGACACACACACACAGACACACACACACACAAAGGGCGUGUGUGUGUGUAUGUGUCCAUGUGUGUGUCGCAUCGGUAUGUUGGUGUGUACAGUCUCCGAUAUGCGACGUCUGUCUGGAUUUCGAGCGCAAGUGUCUGUCCUACUGGAACGACUGGGUCACACGACUCGCACUGCCCGUCGAGUACCAAGAGGUUCUCACUGUCAUCACACACAUCCAUCCAUCCAUCCACCCACACAUGGCUGUGUGUGUGUGUCGUGUAGGUGUUGAUCCGCGCCUCCAUCACGCUGGCCGUGCUCAACAGCGAAGACCAGGGCGGACUUGUGAGCUCCCUCACUAUGGGCAUCCCUCUCGCAAGCGACGCGCCGGCCAGCAAGGUCCGUCUGCAUCUGUGGCAUACACACAGCGACACACGUACUUGACCUGCACACGGGGGCGUGUUCUUGUGUUGUGCUAUGGUGUGGUGUGGUUAGGAUGAGCGCGUGUGUCGUCUGUACGACGAGUGUCUCUCCCUGUCUGUGCUGCGCAACUUCGGGCUGUUCCCCAUCGGCAGGAAGUUCCUGGAGUUCCUCAAGAACCGGUGCGUUUGAGCACACGGAUGUCCUCCACCCACCUGUUGUGUACUCGCCUCUGUGUGCGUGUGUGUGUGUGGGUGUCAGCGUGUUUUCAUCCUCCCUGCCGCAGCUGACUUACGGCAUUCACACGGUGCGGACACACCUGCACUUAGAUGGGAAUGCAGAUGUGUGUGUGUGGGUGUGUGCAGGAGACGAGCAUCCCGUUGGAGCGAGCUCGGUAUCUGGCGGGCUACAAGGGAAUGGGCAGCGUCAACAUCGGUACACACACACACAUACACACACCGACGAUGCUUCACACGUGACUGCACUGCACUGCACUGCACUGCACACAACAAACAGGUGGCCUUAGCUCGGGUGACGACCAGCAGCAGGGAGGGGCCGACAAGCAGCAGCCCACACACGACUCAACAGCAGCCACCCACCAGCACAAUGGUCAGCACACACAACCACACUUAGACACACACACACACACACACAGAGAGAGAGAGAGAGAGAGAGGAAGGGAGAGAGAGACAGACAGACUCUGUCUGUCUGCGAGUAGGUGUGAUUGUGGAAGGGGGCAGGGGCAUGCGGCCUCUGGUCGGGCUGCUCGUCAUCGCAUUGGCACAGGUACACACACACACACACACACACAUGCACAUGUGUGGUUGCUGGCUGUUGGUUGCUGGUCAGGUGUUUUACGAUCCUCGUCUGCUGCCGCUGUCGACCCACAAGCUCUUCGAAAGGCUCGAACACCUGGCAGGCGUCGCCUUCAGCGCCUUCAUCGAGAUGCAGCACGCCAUACAGGGCGUACUGCAAGCCGAGAAAAUUGAGGGUACGCAAGGCAGCAACCGAGCCCUCCCCCAUUGUGCAUCCAAGCGCAUCGAUCCGUGUGUGUCGUUGAGGCCAUGCAGCAAGCCGCUCGGUGCGUCCCCCCUCUCACCCAGCACCACCACCAGCAGCGGCAGCAGCACCAGCGGCUGACACAUCAGCAGCAUCGGCUGCCGGGCCAGAGGGAUGGUUCGACGAUGAACCGCGGUAGGUGGCUGACCAAUCAAAUCAAUCACACGUCGGGAAACACUGACACUGGAUGUCGCGGUUGAGUGCGUGUAGGUCUCUGACGGUGUGGGAGGACGAGGACGACGACUUCUUGCGUCAGAUCGAGCACGCCAGAAGCACCAUGCAGGCGCUCGUGACCGACAUGCACUCCCCCCCACCGCCCCCGCCACCCGCACACAACGACACACGACGGUACGGUACACACACCAGUGAGUGGCAAGAGAAGGGAAGCCCGUUCAUUGCAUGUGUCUGCGUGUGUGUCAUUCAUUCCUUCAUCACAGGCCUCACUCCCGCACGCCGUUCCCCCCGCCCCCGCCCCCUCCCGCACACCCGCACGCUUACCAACACCCACAGAGGUCUGGUGCGCACACACAUCGAUCAUGACACAACAGGGACGGACGGAUGGAUGGAUGGAUGGACGUGUGUUUGUGUGUGUGUGUCUGUGUGCAGGCGUGGCAAUGUGGCAAAGAGGUUGCCAUUGGUGCACACCUUCUCGUCUGUGCUGUGCUGGGCGGCGGCUGAGCGGAUCGCCCAGGUCUCGGAGAGGCUUGAGCAACACGAGAAGGUCCACACACACACACACACACAGAGAGAGAGAGAGAGAGGGAGAGUACAUCCUUCAGUUCCUGACAUGAAUGUCGUUUGUGUGUAUGGUGUGUAUUGGAUGGCAUCCAUCAAUCCCAUCAAAUCCAUCCAUGUAUCAGAAGCUGCAGUGGUGGAGUCGCGCCAAGUACAUGCGGGAGACCAUCCUCACACACGCAUAUAACCCACACAGACAGACAUUCACCACACACUGGAAGGUAAGCAAAUAAACUAACUACUGCCUGGCCUGCAACACACACACAUCUCUCUCCCUCCCUCCCUCCCUCCCUCCCUCUGUGUGUGAAGGGUCACUCGGUCGGCCCGUCGUUGUUGCGUCUGGCCGAGGUGGGCUUCAUCAGCGGCAGCGACGUCCGAUUCGCAAACACUGUGCGGGCCUUCGAACAAGACGCAGCCAUGACCUGCACCUGCAGCUACAGCGCCCUGGUCAGCGCCAGCCUGCAGCUGCACUGUUCACAGGACCCACACACACACGAGCCAGGUGGCAGCAAAGACAGCACCAACAAGCAGCAGCAGCAGCAGCAGCAGCAGAGACAGCGGCCUCCCUUGCUGAACAGCAGCCCGACCACUACAGCUGCUGCGGCCUCUCUGUGCGAUUCGCUCAAGGCGAGUGCGACGACCUUCACGACCAACACGCUGCUGUGGUACGUCGAGGCGCUGCGGGCGUGCGGCCGGGCCGUGGAGGCGCGCCUGCUCUUCGACUCACUGCUCAGGUGAGGUGACUGACCUGGCCCCCACACACACAGAGAGAGAAAAACAGAGGGGCACACUGCACUUGGGGCAUUGCAUGCCAUCGUGUAGGUCUGCGAAUGAGUGCGGUCUGCUCUCUCAGUCGAUUGACAUGAAGUAAACCAGCCAGCCACACCACACAGGGAGGAGGUGUAUGUGGGACCGACGUGUGCUGUGCUGUGGUAUGUGUGUGUCCACUAGGAGCGGUGAGUUGUGGGGCAACUUCCCCCACGCGGCCACCUGCCUGUCGCUCAUUCGGUGCGGCACACGGCUCUCCAGGAACUGGAACUAAAUGAACGUCUGUGGCCUGACGAACGGACGCCGUGUGUACAGUACAGUGUACUUCCACGUAUGGAUGUGUGUG